This is a messenger RNA of Danio aesculapii, 729 nucleotides long. RefSeq lists its product as uncharacterized. The transcript has 3 exons. The record is from RefSeq and is a predicted model, not a curated record. NCBI's taxonomy places the organism in Eukaryota, Metazoa, Chordata, Actinopteri, Cypriniformes, Danionidae. The coding region runs from base 1 to 729 and encodes 242 amino acids.
AUGUGGAUGCUUCUCUUUUACUUUCCGUUACUCGUAGAUGGUGCUCUUGGUGUGACAGAUAAAAGUCAAUUCGUGUCAGUAAUAGAGGGAGAUUCUGUCACUUUAUACGCUGAUCCUACAGAAAUUCAGAAAGCUGAUCUGAUAUUGUGGACGUUUGGACCUGACAGCACCCGAAUAGCUCAGUUCAACAGAAUGGAUAAUAAAAUCUCACUGUAUGAAGAGAUUCUUGAUGGGAAAUUCAGAGAUAGACUGAAGCUAGACAGUAAAACUGGAUCUCUGACCAUCACAAACACCAAAACAACAGACUCCGGACUUUACAAACUGGAGCUCAUUGGAAGAAAAGAGGUCCCAUCUAUGAAGUUCAGCAUUAUUGUUUAUGCUCAUCUGCCUGUUCCUAUCCUUACCAGUUACUCUUCGCAAUGUUUUUCAUCGCAUCUUAAUUGUUUACUGGUGUGUUCAGUGGUGAAUGUGAGCGCUGUGAGUCUCUCCUGGUACAAAGGAAACAGUAUAUUGUCCAGCAUCAGUGUGUCUGAUCUCAGCAUCAGUCUCUCUCUACCUCUGGAGGUGGAAUAUCAGGAUAAAAACACCUACUGCUGCGUGAUCAACAACACCAUCAGCAACCAGACCACACAUCUGGACAUCAACACACUCUGUCAGCCAUGUUCAGGUACUGAUCUCCAUAGGGGUGUGUUCCAGAAGGCAUCUGCUAAACCAUGUGAUCUAGUUUGA